UUUCUGACACUCACUACCUUAAGAAACUUCCCCACGCCAUGUCUGGACACUUCUACCAUGUCCACGGUUCAGAACCUGGUCAUUGUAACUAUGAAAUAGAGCAAGUGAGCAUGCUUCAAAGUAACAAAAGUGUUUAUUCUAUAGAAGAAAAUCUUAGUUUCUUACCACUCUGUAGUCAGUAUAGACUUGUGGAUUGCUGCCAUGGCUUGCUUCUUUGUGACUCGUUCAAAGGCAAUCCAUUUACUUCUUAUAUCUGCAACCCUGCAACAAAAGGAUGGACUGAGUUCCCUAUGCCAGACUAUCAUCUCAUUCUCCUUGCCUUAUGUUUUGAUCCAAGCAUCUCCCUCCAUUAUACUGUUCUUGGCUUCAAAGUGGAGAGUUCUCGCGACAUGAUUGAUGAGAAUUUUAUAAAUGAAAUCCCCACAUUGUUCUCAUCAGAGAAUCCAAAGUGGGUAGAGAUAAAUGUUCCAUGGUGGUGUGAAAUGAAUUCAAACAUCCAGCAGCAUGUUCCCUUAAAUGGAAGUAUUCAUUUCUUAGGAUAUACAGAGCCCGUUGUUCUAGCAACUGAUCUUGAGAGGGAAAUUUAUCGGAAGAUUGAGCUUGCUGGUUCCAAGCAGGAAGUAGUCUGUUGGAAUGCAUGUCUUAGGCAUUCCCAGGGUUACUUGCAUUAAGUGCAGAAAUGAGAGAAGAGAACCAAAUUGUUGUAUGGGUUUUGCAUGACUAUGAUAAAAACGGAUGGAACUUGAAGCAUACCAUUCAUCUUAAAGCUUUCAUUGAGAACUAGGAAGUUAUUGAUGCUCUAUCAUCAUCAAAUACUUCAGCUA
Messenger RNA from Asparagus officinalis (garden asparagus), 824 nucleotides. RefSeq lists its product as uncharacterized. The coding region runs from base 39 to 671 and encodes 210 amino acids. The record is from RefSeq and is a predicted model, not a curated record. NCBI's taxonomy places the organism in Eukaryota, Viridiplantae, Streptophyta, Magnoliopsida, Asparagales, Asparagaceae. The transcript has 2 exons.